AUGUCAUUAUCAGAAGUUAGCAAAGAGAAAGAAUAUCCAGUAGAAGAUGCUGCCAUCAGAAGUGCGGACUCCUGUGAGUCAGCGACUCCCAAGUCUCACUGGAAGAGCUUCAAGGAUUCCUUCAAAAGGAAAGAAGUGGUAGAGGGAGAAGAACGUCUUCACCAGACUAUGAAUAAACGUCAUUUGAAACUUAUGGCUCUAAGUACUGGUCUUGGAACUGGUCUUUUGGUUGCAGCUUCUGGUAAAUUGCGUAACGCUGGACCGGCUGGAGUACUUAUUGGUUAUUUCAUUGUUGGUACGAUUAUGCUUAUUCCAACCAUCAAUUCUGUGUCCGAGUUAAGUAUUGCCUACUCUAGAAUGCCUGGCGGCUUCCAAGCAUUUUAUUCCAAAUUUAUUGAUGAAAGUGUUGGCUUUGCUUUGGGCUGGAACUAUGCCUUACAGUGGGUAGUGGUUAUAUCUUUAGAGUUAGUCGUCGCUUCCAUGACGGUCAAAUUCUGGACCACAAGCUUGCACCCAGAUGUUAUAGUAGCUAUUGUGAUGGUGAUCAUUUUUCUUAUUAAUUUGGGAGGAGCUAGAGGAUACGCCGAAGCAGAAUCAAUUAUGAAUACGGUGAAGGUUCUAUUCUUAACAGGAUUCGUCAUCUUCGGUUUAAUUAUCGACUUGGGCGGUGGUCCUCAAGGUUUCGUUGGAGGAAGAUACUACCGUGACCCAGGUGCAUUUACCACUUUUAAGGGGUUGGUUACUGUUUUCUGUACUGGUGCAUUUUCUCUUGGUGGCAGUGAAUUUGUAUCUUUAGCAGCCGCAGAAACUAAACACCCUCGUAUUGCCUUGAGGGCUGCAUCCAAGUUUGUCUACUAUAAGGUAUUCGUCCUUUUCUUGGGUUCUUUAUUAUUUGUAGGAUUAUUGGUACCAUAUGACAAUCCAGAUUUGCUAGGCUCAAGCAAGGGAACAAACACUUCACCAUAUGUUCUUGCGGCUCAGCUUCAUGGCGUUAAAGUACUUCCACAUAUCAUCAAUGCCGUUAUUUUGAUUUCGGUGACUUCAGUUGCAACAGCUGCUAUGUACAGUAGUCCACGUUUCAUCCAAGCCCUCGCUCAAGAAGGUCUUGCUCCAAAGUGGUUUGAUUACAUUGACCGUCAAGGAAGACCAUUAAGAGCUUGGUUGUGUACCGUGGUGUGUACCUUCUUCUCAUUCAUUGCUGCCUAUGAAAAACAAGAUAUUGUUUUCAACUGGAUGUUAUCCAUUUCGGCUCUUUGCUUUGUCUUUGCCUGGUUAUUUAUUUGCAUUUGUCACCUCAGAUUCAGAGCGUGCUUGAAGGCUAGAGGUAUACCUCUUAGUGAUUUGGCAUAUGCUUCCCAAACUGGUGUGAUUGGGUCUUGGACAUCGAUUAUCAUCAACUGCUUGAUUUUGAUUGGUCAGUUUUGGAUUGCUUUGUUCCCAAUAGGUUCAAAUAAACCUGAUGCUAAUAAUUUUUUCCAAAACUAUUUGGGGGCUGUAUUCAUUCUUGUAUUCUACUUUGGUCACAAACUUUGGACUAAGAACUGGAAAUUUUAUAAGUCGGUGGAUGAAAUCGACUUUGAUACAGGCAGAAUCAAGUACGACUCGGAAAUAUUACAAUUGGAAAUUCUAGAGGACAAGGAGCGCUACAAAAGAGCAAGCAUACUCAAAAAGAUCUAUAUCACUCUCUUCGAUUAG
Molecule: messenger RNA, 1695 nt
Organism: Scheffersomyces stipitis CBS 6054
Lineage: Eukaryota; Fungi; Ascomycota; Pichiomycetes; Serinales; Debaryomycetaceae
Product: high-affinity glutamine permease
Exons: 1
Coding region: 1-1695 (564 amino acids)
Biological process (GO): amino acid transmembrane transport
Cellular component (GO): membrane
Molecular function (GO): amino acid transmembrane transporter activity
Source: RefSeq, a predicted model, not a curated record